This is a messenger RNA of Volvox carteri f. nagariensis, 1392 nucleotides long. RefSeq lists its product as uncharacterized. The coding region runs from base 1 to 1392 and encodes 463 amino acids. NCBI's taxonomy places the organism in Eukaryota, Viridiplantae, Chlorophyta, Chlorophyceae, Chlamydomonadales, Volvocaceae. The record is from RefSeq and is a predicted model, not a curated record. The transcript has 12 exons.
AUGCUGAUGCACAAAACCAGCGGACUAAGCAUCGCUCAUCGCCAACGUCGGGUGGUUUAUGGAGGUUGGCCGCUCGGGUCCCACAGCCGGUGGAGCAGGCUUGGGUCCGUUAAGGCCAACAAAAGCGAUACGCAAAUCUCUACCAGCGUGCAGCCACCGGCAGCUUCUCCAGCAAUCCCCCAGGAAGCACCAACAACACUUCCUCAAGCGCCAAUAGCAUACCGGUCAAUUGCCUCGCUAUCUUCAGUAGCGUCCUUGUCUUCGCUCGAUGACUACCAGGAUGAGACUGCCAGCUUCCGUUUCCUGCCUUCUCAGCUUGAAGUCUUCAACGGCUUGGCGAUUAGCAUGCAGAACUGCAGCCGCGGCCUUGCAGCCCUGGCGUUCGGGAGCGUUGUCAUGGACGCCUUCGAGGUCGUCGAGCAUGCACAUCAACACGUAGAGCAUGCCGUACAGCAUGCCGUACAGGCGGCGGUGGAAACCGGGGCGUCUGUUGCGACCGCGCACGGUAGCCAGCCCCUGGCAGGCGGACUCGGACUUCUCCAGGAGGUCGUACAUUCCGUGUCACUAACAGACGUGGCUUUCUGUGUCAAUGAAAUUAUUCCGGCGUUACUCAUUGCGUAUGCAGCAGUUCCCUUUCAGCAGCUGUCACAGAACCCGGAUGAGCCCCACAUGGCCCUGGCGCUCAAGGGAGUGGGUCGCCUGAGCGUCACGCUCCAACAGCUAGCCUGGACCAGCGGCAGUGUGGCGGUGGUGCUGCUGCUCACGGCGGCCGCGGAGUACCCGCCCAUAGUGGGGUGGGCCUCCUGGUCGUGUCUGGCGCUGUCAAUGGCCCGCGGUGCCGCCCUGUGGUGGGUUAUCGCCCAGCACACCACCAGCGGGGCGGAGGUGGCCCGUACCUUGGCGGAGCUCAGGGGGCUCCAGGGGGGGCGUGAGGCCGAACAGAUGAACGUGCUGGACAGGGCGGCCAGUUGGCUGGCGCUGGGGGUGCUGCUGCAGGUGCUGGCGACGUUGGCGUUAGGGGGAGGGGGAAAUAGCCGACUCAGUAGGACACAGAACCUCAUCACGUGCGCACUUCUCAACGCCUCAACCGCCGUUUCAUCAUCAUCAUCAUCAUCAUCAUGCAGCUCAGCUCGUCUAGCUGAGGGUGUGGGUGAGAACUCCAACGGGUGGGUGUCCUCGGUCAUCUUGGCGGCGCAGAAGGCCGCGAACGCCACCGCGCUGUUCACAUCCGCUGCGGCAUUGGACCGGGCGCUCCACAACGAUGGUGGUUACGCCGGCUCGGUGGCCCUGCUGGUGCCCUCCCUGGAGGAGUCCCCCCUCGGUGUGCUGCUGGGGGACGGAGUGAUGCACAUCUCGGCGGACUUGUUGGUGGAGGUGAUGGAGGCGCUGUGA